Lactuca saligna is the source of this 676-nucleotide messenger RNA. The record is from the annotation of a GenBank genome assembly. Lineage: Eukaryota; Viridiplantae; Streptophyta; Magnoliopsida; Asterales; Asteraceae.
AUGUCAAGCCUCAAGCUUUUACGAGCCAUGACGAGCCACUUCAAGCUUUUACGAGUCGUGACGAAUCACAUCGUUUCUAAGUCAACAAAACACCAAGAAAACGAGUUGACUACUUCCGAUUCAAACCGUAGCAGUAGUAAGGAGGUGGCGUUACGGCUGAAGACAGCGGCGGAGACGGCGAUCGGAUCAAUUGGGUUAGGGUAUGACUUGACUGAGGAUUUGAGGUUGAAAUACUGCAAAGGGAAGUCGCCGGAAUCGAGAUUAAUCGGUAUAGAUGAUGAACAGGUGAGGGAUAUACUGAUUCCAGGUGGGAUUUUGAUUCAAAAUGUAUCAAAAUCGAUUAAUUGUGAUAAAGGUGAAAGGAUGCGAUUCAGCUCAGAUACCCUCUCUUUUCAGAAGAUGUCGGAGCAAUUUAACCAGGAUGUAUCACUUUCCGGCAGAAUUCCGACCGGCCAACUGAACGCUGCAUUUGAAUUCACGGGAUCAUGGCAGAAAGAUGCUGCAAAUACAAAAUCCCUCGCUUUAGAUGGCGUCUUCAUCACACUUUACAAUAUCAAGCUUGAAAAAUCCCAAAUUGCUUUACGUGAUCAUGUCAAAAACGCAGUUCCUUCCACAUGGGAACCUGCAGCAUUGGCCAAGUAAGCAAAAAAAUGUGACUCUUAUGACAAAUUUUGGG